AUGGCAGCAUCUCUUUUCGGAUUCCUUCUUCUUUCCGCCAACAUCCUGAGAUUUGGGCCCAUAGGUGCACAUGGGAGCCAAGCCGAAUGUCCCUAUGAUAUUAUCAUCAAUGGACUAGUGAUUGAGGGUGACAAUACGGAAUGCUUCCAGUCGUCAGAAAAGGGAGUCCUUGCCUUCGUGUCAGGGUCAGAAGUAGACCCCAUUGUGGUCUGGGAUCCAGAUGCCCCCUGUGGAGGUGAACACCCCAGUUAUAUUCAUUACGCCGCCAAGGGAAGUGUGGAAAAAUUUGAACCCAUGACGGCUGGAGCCGGAGAUGUGGUACAUACCUAUCAAGCCGCCAUUUUUGAAAAUGGUCUUCCCAUGGAGGAAGGCACUGGAGGUUGUGUCCAGUUUGACACUAGCACUGUGGGACCACUCAAAUGUCAGAAAUCUUGGAAGGUGGCACGAUACGGCAGCUCCUGUCCCGAAAUGCCAAAGCCAAAAACAUCCAGCACGGUUGGAGUGCUGGUUGUUCUCGUGGUUGCGAAUGUAAUAGGCUUUGUCCUGUGGAAACGAAAAGGGUCCUCCGGUCGCUCCAAACUGGAGUCGUAUAUUGCCUUGUCCACUCUCAAUAGUUGA
Seminavis robusta is the source of this 618-nucleotide messenger RNA. Lineage: Eukaryota; Bacillariophyta; Bacillariophyceae; Naviculales; Naviculaceae. The record is from the annotation of a GenBank genome assembly.